AUGCAAGGGCUUCUUAAGGGGAUCAUCAUAGCACUGGCUGCGUGGGCUAACUGCUCAGCCGCCAGAAGCAUCCAGCAGCAACAGCCUUCAACUAGCGAUGUUACGCCUGUGAAUAUAUGCCCCAGAGCAAUGGAUAAUUGGGUAGACGAUAUCAAAACGGAACUCGUCCCGAAGCUGUCGCCAGAGGCGAAGGUCUAUCUCCCUGGCUCUGGCGACUUUGACACUGCCACAGCUCGCUGGUCUGCCCUUGGAGCACCUGUCGUUAACGCUGCCAUUUCGGCAGCCGUUGCUCAAGAUGUCGUUGAAACGGUCAAAUUCGCAAAUAGGAAGGGUGUUAAGUUCCUAGCUUACAACUCUGCCCAUGGCGCCCUCACCUCCUUGGGCAAGGUAGACAGUGGCAUCGAGAUAUUCAUGAAACAGCUCAACAGUGUCGAAAUCGCCCAGGAUGGUAAAUCAGUCAAGGUUGGAGGUGGAAUAAACUCCAAAUACCUCGUCGACACUCUCUGGGAUGCUAAGAAACAGGCCGCUCUUGGGGGCGGCCACGGCUGGCUCCAGGGUCACCAUGGUCUCAUUGCCGACCAGUUCCUAUCGAUGGACGUUGUUCUUGCUGAUGGCACCCUCAAGACCAUCGACAGUAACUCCGAUCUCUUCUGGGCGAUGAACGGUGCCGGCCAUAACUUUGGCAUUGUCACCUCCGUCACUCUCAAGAUCUACGAUAUCGAACACACAGACUGGGCUAUCGAGACCCUGACUUUCUCUGGUGAUAAGGUCGUGCCUGUCUAUACGGCUGCCAACAACCUCUUGAAAAAUCAGCCAGAAGGUGUAAUCCACUGGUCGUACUGGCUCAACAACCCCAGUGCCGAUGCUAACAAUCCCGUUAUAAUUGUCUACCUGAUCCAAGAGGGUGUCAAACAAGUCGAUCCGGCCAUCACCGGCCCAUUCCAUGACAUUGGUGCCCUCAGCGUUCAGCCCGAUUCGGGUACCUACAAGGACUUAGGCAGAUGGACUGGCAUCGCCCUUGACUCACCACCAUGCCAGAAGACCGGUGCCUCCAACCCUCGCUUCCCUAUCUACCUAGAGUCCUUCAAUGUACCGGCCAUGCAACAAGCUUACAAGCUGUAUGCCUCUCAGGCCAAUGUCUCUGGACCAUUCCACAACUCCAUCUUCAUGUUCGAAGGGUACUCUACCCAGGGUGUCAAGGCCGUCGACCCCAAGAGCGCCGCGUACGCCUUUAGGUCAGACAACUUCCUUGCCGCUCCGCUCAUCAGCUACGAAUCCACCGGCUCUGAUCUCGACCAGAAGGCCAUUGAUCUUGGCCAACAGCUGCGUCAGAUCCUUCUCAAGGGCAGCGGUCGCUCGGAGCUCCACACAUAUGUCAACUACGCUUUUGGUACCGAGACUCCUCAACAAUGCUACGGCUACGAGCAAUGGCGUCAGGACAAGCUCAAGGCGCUGAAGCAGAAGUAUGACCCCGAUGGGAAAUUCAGCUUCUAUGCGCCGAUUGUAUGA
Trichophyton benhamiae CBS 112371 is the source of this 1509-nucleotide messenger RNA. RefSeq lists its product as uncharacterized. NCBI's taxonomy places the organism in Eukaryota, Fungi, Ascomycota, Eurotiomycetes, Onygenales, Arthrodermataceae. Gene Ontology annotation, molecular function: FAD binding. The record is from RefSeq and is a predicted model, not a curated record. The transcript has 4 exons. The coding region runs from base 1 to 1509 and encodes 502 amino acids.